Messenger RNA from Fomitopsis serialis, 1476 nucleotides. RefSeq lists its product as uncharacterized. The record is from RefSeq and is a predicted model, not a curated record. Lineage: Eukaryota; Fungi; Basidiomycota; Agaricomycetes; Polyporales; Fomitopsidaceae. Gene Ontology annotation, biological process: cristae formation. The coding region runs from base 188 to 1222 and encodes 344 amino acids. The transcript is spliced from 12 exons.
AAUCCUACUGCAACGAGGUCGGGAAGUGCAGGAUGACGACCUGAGUUUCUGUCAAGUCGGAAGGCCGUGUCAUCGCUGGAUUCGACGCUAGUUCAUUGUUUGAUGAGGAUAUCGGCUAUUACUCUGAUCCAAUCCCUGGCACGCUGGAGCGUUUUGGAAUAGGUUCGAGGACAUCAGCCAAACCGGAAUGACCUUCAAGCAUAAAUUCAGCUCGGUUGCAGCAAAAUUCAGCGACAAAACGACUGUUGUUGUAUCUGACCGUGUGAAUGUGCGUCCUGCCAGUGGUCGCCCAGGUCCUUUUUCGCCGCGUCUCAACUUCGAGGCCACUGUCAGCGCUCUGCAGAUGUCUCUUCUAUCAACGAAGACGACAUACCAGGAUAAUAACAACACGAUAACAUGCCAGAUUCACCCUCCGCGCGCACUAUAUUGGUUCUUCUCUGGCUUUACCUCGGCACCAGGACCGGUCACCGUCGCGUAUUCCCGUCGGCUCUCUAUCACAUCCGUGGCACCUGCGCUGGCGAUUAUCUUGUCCUCGGCCCGUCUGUUUGACCAUACACCCGAGGCCAGCUUCCGCCAGCCUUCCUUGGCGCCGCACUUACUGGGAAGUACAAUUUCACUUGCCAACCUGUGGAGCGGGAUCAACGCGGAAUGGGGUGUCGUGUUGGCGGAAAUAGGUUUACGAGUCAAAACUGGUAUGCAGCUCGGAAUGACGGGGCUGAGCUGGUCUUUUGGCGGCGAAUGGCGCAAAGCAGGGAACUCCAUCGGUUCUAGUGUCGCCUGCAACCUCGGAGGCGUCACUUUCAAGCUCGAUGUGUCUUACCUGGGGCAGGCCUCACUCUCCCCAUCAACCCGGGCUGGCCUCUGGACUACGGCAGCGCCCUCGGCGGCACUUGUUUUGACGUACAUUUUCGUCCUUCGACCACGCCAUCGAAGGGAACGUCUCCGGUUCUUCCGAGACGCACGCCCAAGUUCUGACACUGACGUGGUUGCCUCAGGUCUCGUCAUCCUCGAAGCAUUCUAUGGUCCGCUGGAGCGCGACGAAGUAGCCGAAGGCCUGGAUCUGGACGUCACCGUGGCGUUGCAGGCCUUGGUGCACAGAAGUCACCCCGGAGUGGCAAAAGUGCUCCGGAUUCGGUAUACGUUCCGAGGGUCCUUGCAUUAUGCAGAGAUAUCGGAUUGGAUGCCGGUGGUACUGCCUCUGGAAGAACAUCUCGUUGAUUGACCACGACGCGACGCCGGAUGCCCGGGAACACGGUUCCGUCCCGGUCUCAGUCUGUGGCAAAAGGACCAACGCAUGACGGACAAUAGCGGAACCAUACGCUGUCAAGCCCCACCCACGACUCUAUCUAAUAAUAUACGACACUCCUACGACGCGUAUACACACCUAUAGUAACUAAUCGAUAUUCCACCCCUCUCUCGACUCACGGGUUCGGCUGCCGCAGAUGUCCAUCGAAAGCAACAUGCAGUGUGCGACGG